Molecule: messenger RNA, 4485 nt
Organism: Gambusia affinis (western mosquitofish)
Lineage: Eukaryota; Metazoa; Chordata; Actinopteri; Cyprinodontiformes; Poeciliidae
Gene: mgat5
Product: alpha-1,6-mannosylglycoprotein 6-beta-N-acetylglucosaminyltransferase
Exons: 17
Coding region: 429-2660 (743 amino acids)
Biological process (GO): protein N-linked glycosylation
Cellular component (GO): Golgi apparatus
Molecular function (GO): alpha-1,6-mannosylglycoprotein 6-beta-N-acetylglucosaminyltransferase activity
Source: RefSeq, a predicted model, not a curated record
UGCGUUGCAGCUGCUGAUAUCCAGUUACGACACCAGAAAUGUGGCGAAGCUGCAGCACGGCCGGUUUCUCUGGAGGACCGGAUGAAUAAUUAAGGAGCGGUGCUUAUGUGAAGAAGUUCAUUAAGAUGCAGACUCACACCGGUCUCCAUGGCAGCAGUGCCGCAUCUCUAUUGGGCCAACAACAACCCAAGCUGGCAAGGUGGCGAUGUGGAUGAGGAGGAUGCAGCAAACCGUCUGAGAUGUUACUGGGAGGCGAUGAUGGGCCAGUGAAGGUUGUAGUAGUUUGCAAACCCCCUGACACGGCCCCAGCAAACAGCUACGCUUAUCGACACAACCAUGCCGCCGCUGGCGUCCUGAUCCUCCACUUCCUCCCCCCGACUUCCUGAAUCUUUCUCCGGUCGCUUAAGACUCGCAGCAGACUGUCCAGCAUGGCCUCGCCCUUCAUGUGGAAGCUGUCCUCGCAGAAGCUCGGCUUCUUCUUAGUAAGUUUUGGCUUCAUCUGGGGCAUGAUGCUGCUGCAUUUCACCAUCCAGCAACGGACCAGCCACGAGAACAGCGCCGUCCUGCGCCAGCAGAUCCUGGAUCUGAGCAAGCGCUACAUCAAAGCGCUGGCAGAGGAGAACCAAAGUGUUAUGGACGGCCCGUAUGUUGGAACCAUGACGGCUUACGACUUGAAGAAGACCCUCGCAGUGCUGCUGGAUAACAUCAUGCUGAGACUUGGCAAGCUGGAGUCAAAGGUGGAGAACAUUUGCAACGGCACCGGAACCAAUCUGACCAAUGGCAUCGGCACUGGCACGGCCACCCCCAGCGCCUCCAACUCGGAAAAAGUGAACGUAGCCGACCUCCUAAACGGAGCCCAGGAGAAGUGCGAGCUGCCGCCUCUGGAUGGUUUUCCUCACUGCGAGGGCAAGAUCAAGUGGAUGAAGGAGAUGUGGCGCUCCGACUCCUGCUACGCCAACUAUGGUGUGGACGGCUCCACCUGCUCCUUCUUCAUUUACCUCAGUGAGGUGGAAAACUGGUGCCCUCGUCUGCCCUGGAGGCUGAAGAUCCUGAAUGAGGAAAUUGACCGGACUGGACAGGCGGAGAUCCGGACCAGCUUCGCGGGGCUUUACCACUCCAUGUCGCAACGGGAGGAGUUCCGCUGGAUGAUGAUGAGAAUCAAACGGAUGGCCGAGCCGUGGGUCAGCGCCAUCCGCUCUCUGGCCGCCAAGCAGAACCUGACCAAGCGGCGGAAGAAGAAGAUCCUGGUUCACUUGGGUCUGCUCACCAAGGAGUCCGGCUUCAAGAUAGCAGAAAACGCCUUCAGCGGCGGCCCGCUGGGGGAGCUGGUCCAGUGGAGCGACCUCAUAACCACGCUGUACCUCCUGGGCCAUGAUGUUCGCAUCUCCGCAUCGCUGGCUGAGCUCAAAGAGAUCAUGCGUAAAGUGAUGGGGAACAAAUCCAGCUGCCCCACUCAGGGGGACAAGGUGGUAGAGCUCAUAUACAUCGACAUCGUGGGUCUGACCCAGUUCAAGAAGACCCUCGGCCCUUCCUGGGUCCACUACCAGUGCAUGCUGCGCGUGCUGGAUUCCUUCGGGACGGAGCCAGAGUUCAACCACGCUCACUACGCCCAGUCCAAGGGUCACAAGACGCCGUGGGGGAAGUGGAACCUCAACCCACAGCAGUUCAACACCAUGUUCCCUCACACCCCAGACAACAGCUUUCUGGGCUUCGUUGUGGAGCAGCACCUCAACGCCAGCGACUUCAGGCACAUCGACGACAUCAAGAGGCAGAACCAGUCGCUCGUCUACGGCAAAGUGGACAACUUCUGGAAGGGUAAGGAGCGGUACCUGGACAUCAUCCACGGCUACACGGAGGUCCACGGGACGGUGCACGGUACCAGCACCGUCUAUCUGCCCGGCUACGUCAAGAACCACGGCAUCCUGAGCGGCAGAGACCUGCAGUUCCUGCUGCGAGAAACCAAGCUUUUUGUGGGUCUGUCCUUCCCCUACGAAGGCCCCGCCCCUUUGGAGGCCAUCGCCAACGGCUGCGCCUUCCUCAACCCCAAGUUCACGCCGCCGAAGAGCAGCAAGAACACAGACUUCUUCAAAGGCAAACCCACCCUGAGGGAGCUGACGUCUCAGCAUCCAUACGCCGAGGUGUACAUCGGUCAGCCCCACGUCUGGACGGUGGACAUCGAGAACUCUGCCGAGGUGGAGCGGGCGCUGCGCUCCAUCCUGAGCCAGAAGAUUGAGCCCUACCUGCCCUAUGAGUUCACCUGUGAGGGGAUGCUGCAGAGAGUCAACGCUUUCAUCGAGAACCAGGACUUCUGCCACGGUCAGGUCAUGUGGCCGCCCCUCAGCGCUCUGCAGGUCAAAAAGGCUGACCUGGGUCAGUCGUGUAAACAGGUGUGUCAGGAAGCACAGCUGAUCUGCGAGCCCUCCUUUUUCCAACACCUGAACAAAGACAAAGACCUGGAAAGGUUCGGGGUCACCUGUAAGACGGUGGAGUCGAGCGAUGACACGGUGGUCCCGGCCUACAGCGCGACCCGCCAGCACUGCGUGUUCCAGUCGGACCUGCUGCUGUUCAGCUGCGCCGGCGCCCACCAGACGCUGCAGCGCAUCUGCCCGUGUCGUGACUACAUGAAGGGCCAGGUGGCGCUCUGUAAAGACUGCCUAUAGCAGCUACAGGCUGCCGCUGGAGUGAAGCGAGGCGGGGGCCGACACACAAACUGUCUAAACUGUGUGUGUUCAUAUUUAUUAUUUUCCCCCAGCUGCAGGAAAGGACACUCUCGUAGCCAAGCGGAGCGCCGACUACUUUGAUUCACCAGCAGGGGGCGCCAAGGCUCUUUACUUGAAUGAACAAAGGGAGUUGAGUCGGACUGUAAACCCGCAGCUCACAUCAGACACUAAAGGACUCUACCGCCCCCUACUGGCAGCCACUCCAACUGCUCCAUCCAUUCCUCCUGUUUAGAUCCAACACUGUUUUCCUUUAUGUAGGUUUGCACUGGACCGGACACACACACACUUGCAUAAGCUGAAGAAGAACUCAGAUUUACACUGUAACCGUCUCUACGAGGGCAGACAUUUUUAUUUUUUUAUUUUGUGAGUUUUUUGCUCAACUUGCACAUUUGCGUUCAGAGCGACCGACUAUUAGAGAGUCCGAUUCUGCAAAAGGCCAGUAGCGUACGGGGUCGCCGUGCCGUAGCCAACGGAGACGUGACAAACACGAUGACCUUGCAGCCGUCCAGCAGCAUCUCCACGUAGGACCGACCAGCUAAACUCGUAGAAAUCGUUUUGUCCAGCAAACUGUAAGCAGUGACAUCAUCCAACGCAGCGUUCCUGCGGUGCAGAACCUCCCUGUUCUUUCUUGGAUAAUCACUAGAAUUUUAAUUUGCCUGCAAAUUUUAGAAAAAUUACAGAAAAAAAACUUUGUAGUUCUUGUAAUAAAUGGAAAAGAUGCACUAUGGUAAUCAGAGGUUUAUAAAAAGAUUUUAGUGACACUGUAUAUUGUUGAUAUGAGUUGAAAUUUUUCUUUUAUAUUUAUUUUGUACGCAGAUCUUUAUGGCUGUGUUUUGCUGGAAAUGUCUUUUUUUAUUUAUAGCGGGGUUGUCUUUAUUUUCCUUUUUUCUGUCUAAAGAUUUAUAUUUAUGGAGGGUAAUUUAAGAAAAAAAUAAUAAAAUGUAUGAUUGAAAAGGCGAUUUCUCUGCAACUCUGUGGCUUUUAGACACGAGGUGAGACAAAACGCAGGUUUAGAGAAUCUAUUAGGUGAACUUCUAUACCAGCUGUGCUCUGAUAGAAACUGAAGUGUUUAUUUAUUAAUUCUAUGCAAAACAUCUCAAACUCACACAUAAAGUCUGACCAGAUUUUCCGUCGCUCUUGAAGAAAAUAUUGUGGGAAAAAAAACUUCAGCAGUUUGAAUAAUUCUGCAAAAAUAAUCAGUUUUUGUCUCAUCUCUGUCUCUUUAAGACAGAGACUUUCAGACAAAUCUUCCUCUUUUCACCCCAAACAUUUUGGGUCGUUUUAAACAUAUUUGGAGGAAUUCCUGUUCACCGUUUCUGUUUAACAGGUCUGUGAUCUGCUGCCAAGUUAGUAUUGGAAGUUUUUAGAUACAUAAACGUGCCUUUUGGUGUUUUCGGUUUGGUUCUGCCUCAAUCGUCUACAUGUCUGAUAGUAACUAGAUUAACAGUAAUUAGAGUGGAUUGGAUCCUAACAGCAGAUGUAGAAUAAAGUGAUUAAUCAGAAGUCUACAGCUGUGAGGCAAACCUGUUUUACAUUGCAGCCAAAAGCCUUAUUUACUUUACUGGAACCUCACAUCCUCCAUUUGUUUUCUAGAAUUCUGCUCUGAGCACCAACCAUAUCGCUUUUGUCGAAAUGUUUCUGUUUUUUGCUCGUUAAUGGUGACGAUUGUAGUCCCAUCAGCCAAAAGGUGAACAGUGACAUUUUGUUUGCUCUUUCUGAGUCAGAGGGAAACAGCUUUAUUUUUCAAUAAAUCUUCUUUCUGUGA